AUGCAUUUAUUUUUAUUUUUGAAUUUGGUAUUCGCAACUACUAGUGAUCACAAAGAUGAACCAAAGAAUGUAAAUACAGAACAAAACGAAAUUUCAAGGAAAUGGAGGCCAAUUCGAAUUACAGCUGAUCAUCGAAUUUUAGAAGGAAAAAAGGAUGAUCCAUUAUCAUGUAAAAGAGUUGGACAAGAAAUCAACUAUACAUAUGAUGGCCUACACAUCUGUGAAGAGAAAGAUUUACUUUCAAAAAAACAAAUUUUGGCUAUAAAAGGAACAAUGAAUAAUGUAAUCAAAUUCCUUUCUAAAACGCUUAAAGUUCAGUCCCGUUUGACACCAAUACUUGCAGAAGACAAAAAAUUUAGUAAUACAGAUUUAGUAAUCUCGACAUCUUAUAGAUUUUUUUCUGAUGAUACUGUUGCAACAGAAUCAAGCAUCUCUUGGGAUUCUAUUUAUUUUCGUCCAUAUUUUGCUAAAAUUUUCUUCAGUCCAAUUCAUGUCCCAGAUAAAAUAAUCAAUGAAAAUGAUUUUGAUAAUGAAUUUUUUUAUACAAUUUUACACGAAAUCACGCAUGCGCUUGGUUUUGAUAAAACUUUUUAUGAUAAAUACCAUCCACAUGAAAAUCCCGAGCCAUAUAAAAAUCCAAUAUGCCAGUUUUCAAAGUACAGAAAAAACUUUACUUUUCUUGUUACUCCAUAUUAA
Trichomonas vaginalis G3 is the source of this 696-nucleotide messenger RNA. Its product is annotated as regulation of choline O-acetyltransferase protein. Gene Ontology annotation, molecular function: metalloendopeptidase activity. The record is from RefSeq and is a predicted model, not a curated record. Gene Ontology annotation, cellular component: membrane; cytoplasm. Bases 1 to 696 code for a protein of 231 amino acids. The transcript has a single exon. Lineage: Eukaryota; Parabasalia; Trichomonadida; Trichomonadidae. Gene Ontology annotation, biological process: cell adhesion; proteolysis.